Messenger RNA from Leptosia nina, 1101 nucleotides. The record is from the annotation of a GenBank genome assembly. NCBI's taxonomy places the organism in Eukaryota, Metazoa, Arthropoda, Insecta, Lepidoptera, Pieridae.
AUGGAGGAAACACAAGUGAAAAUGGGAAGGGUGGCGACGAGGGAGGUGCUUCGUUUUAUGACGGACUGUCUUAAAGCAGCGGGAGCAGUAGCAAAAGCAGCACAACAGCAGUCCGAGCUGCUGAUUGAAGCUGAUCGCUUAGGACAUCCUAGCCAUGGUCUUAAUAGAUUAGAACUUUACGUAAACGAUAUACUAUCAGGCGCGUGCGCACCAAAUAAUGAACCGAAGAUACUGAAACAGACGGCGUCUACCGCUUGGGUUGACGCGAAUAACGUUCUUGGUGCGACAGUUAGCCACUUCGCUAUGGAUAUCGCUAUGAAAAAGGCCAAGGAAACUGGUGUUGGCUGGGUAUCAGUUAAAGGUUCAAAUCACAAUGGCAUGGCCGGCUACUGGGCAAAAAAGGCAUCUGAUAGGGGACUCAUCGGAAUGGCUUUCACAAACACAUCACCGUUGCUGGCACCGACUAGAAGUAAGCAGGCAGCACUUGGAACCAAUCCUCUAUCGGUGGUAGCUCCAGGCGCUUCUGAUGAGACCUUCUAUUUAGACAUGGCAACCACCGCCGUUGCUGUGGGAAAAAUAGAAAUGCAGAUGCGAAAAGAUGAAAGGUUACCAAAUGGAUGGGCGCAAGGCCCAGAUGGAAAAGAAACGAAUGAUGCAAAUCUUGCGUUCAAAACAGGGUGCCUUAUGCCCUUGGGAGGCGGUGAAAAUACGUCAGGCUAUAAAGGAUACGGAUUAGCUGGUAUGGUGGAACUCUUCUGUGGAAUUUUGUCAGGGUCUAAAUACGGUCAGCAUGUUCGGUCUUGGUCUCACAGUGGCGAAGGCGGUGCUGCUAAUUUGGGUCACUGUUUUAUUGCGUUAGACCCGGAGUGCUUCGCCCCAGGUUUUGGGGACCGAUUAACUGACUGUAUGCAAUAUUGGAGGCAAUUAGAGCCGGUGGACCCCAAUCUUCCCGUGUUGGCGCCAGGAGAUAAAGAAAAGAAAGCGGCUGCAGUUACAGAUGCUAAAGGGACAAUAUCUUAUGUGAAGCAGCAGAUAGACUCUUGCGCAGCUCUUGCCGAGCGACUUAAAAUUACACCGAUGACAGUUCAAUUUGAAGAAUAA